Sungouiella intermedia is the source of this 681-nucleotide messenger RNA. Lineage: Eukaryota; Fungi; Ascomycota; Pichiomycetes; Serinales; Metschnikowiaceae. The record is from the annotation of a GenBank genome assembly.
AUGUUACAAUCUCCCAGAAAGAAAGAAAUUACACACGAAGAGAGUGAAUUUACUGAACUUCGGCACCGCUCACUAUCCUUUGCGCGUUUCCGUCACAUCUUGACUGACUCGCUUUUUUCAUAUGUGUGGUGGUAUGAAGAGAUAGUGGAUUAUGUUAUGAAUGCUCCAUACCAAAAUAUGGCGAUGAUUCAACUACCUCCUCUCCAACAAGAUGAGGAGUACUUAAGAGACUUGGCAAGUUGUAUUGAUCAGUGUUCAAUUAAUGUUCAAGCGAAUGCUUACUUGAACUCGAUGUUGCAAGCAUCAGUUGACAGUCUGAUGAACCAGUUUACCCAAUUCCCACUCUUCUGCGAAAACUUCGAGAGUAUUAAGUCACAUUUUGCCUCAAUGAUGGACCCAUUCCGAUUGCUGGUGUUUGAGCGCUCGUUGACCUUCAAUCGUUACAACUUAUUAUAUUUCUACAAAGACUUAGAUGCUAUGGCGAAGGUGUAUUUUCACACCUUCCGUAAGGCUCCCACCAGUGAUCUCUUAGUUCAGUGGAUGAUGUCUUCAUUAAGCAACGAUAUAUUCAGCAAUGGUGCGCUUUUAAACGAGAUCCAUAGUAAUUGGGCACUCUUGCACAAUGAUCCUCAAGGAAUUAGGCGAAUCAUGAAUCAUCACCUGCAACACAAAAAAAGGUGA